AUGCCUGGCGAUAUCACCGACAACCAUGUCAUUGACAAGGUCACCCUGGUCGACGGCAGCGGUGAUCCCCAGCGCUCGCUCUCUGUCCGCGCUCACGAUGUUGAGCUCCCGCCCGUCUACAACGGCGAGGCCACGCACCAAAGCGAAUACCUUGACCACGACCUUCCCAUUCCCACCGACGAGGAGCUUCGCACCCUCCACCGUGUGAGCGAGAAGAUCCCUCUCAAGGCCUACACCAUCGCAUUCGUGGAGCUGGUCGAGCGUCUUUCGUACUACGCGACCACCCAGGUCUUUGUCAACUUCAUCCAGCAAGACAACCCCGGCACCGCCACCGGCAAGGCUCUUGACCCCAGUGCCGACGAUGCCCAGCCCGGUGCCCUCGGCAUGGGUCAGCAGGCCUCCACAGGUCUGACUACCUUCAACCAGUUCUGGGUCUACCUCAUCCCGCUGUUCGGCGCAUAUGUUGCCGACAGUUAUCUUGGCCGUUUCAAGACCAUCUGGAUCUCUGUCAUCAUCGCGAUCGUGGGCCACGUGAUCCUGACCGCCUCGGCCGCACCAACCGUCAUGGCCGUUCCCAGUCAUUCUUUGGCCGCCUUCAUCAUUGGUCUGAUCAUCAUGGGGAUUGGCACAGGUGGCUUCAAACCCAACAUCUCUCCGCUGAUUGCCGAACAGAUCCCCCGCAGGAUGUACGUGCACACCACCAAGAAGGGCGAGCGCGUCAUUGUCGAUCCGGCUGUCACCACGGCCAGGGUCUACAAUUGGUUUUACUUGUUCAUCAACAUCGGCGCUCUUAUCGGCCAACUGACCAUGGCCUACGCCGAGCGUUAUGUCGGCUUCUACCUCUCCUUCAUGCUGCCGACCGUGCUGUUCUGCGUUGCCCUGCCGGUCCUCUUCUUCUGCCGCAAGUGGUAUGCCCACACCAAGCCCGAGGGCAGUGUGCUGGGCCCUGCUGUCAAGCUUCUGCUGCUGGGGUCAAAGAAGCGGUUCUCGUUGAACCCUGUCACCUUCUACAAGAACUGUCAUGACGGAACCUUCUGGGAGGAGCUCAAGCCAUCCAGGCUGGGCGCGGCCAAGCCGGCUUGGAUGACGUUUGAUGACGCCUGGGUCGACGAGGUUGGCCGCGGCUGGAAAUCGUGCAGUGUGUUCCUGUGGUAUCCACUGUACUGGAUCACUUACAACCAGCUCAACAACAACCUGACGUCUCAGGCAUCGACCAUGGCGCUCCACGGCAUCCCCAACGAUGCGGGCAUCAGAUUCACCCCAAUCAAGAAGAUUGCGGCGGGGUUUUUCACCGGUAGCAUGGCCAUGGUCUGGGCUUGCGUCCUCCAGUACUAUAUCUACAAGGACAGCGAGUGCGGCCCGUACCCGUCGAACGAUGGCUGCGCCAACGUCAGCAUCAACGUUUGGGCGCAGACGGGGGCCUAUGUGUUGAUUGCGCUGUCGGAGAUCUUUGCGUCCAUCACGUCGCUGGAGUACGGCUUCUCCAAGGCGCCCAAGAACAUGCGGUCGCUGGUUGCGGCGUUCGCGCUUUUCAUGUCGGCCAUCUCGGCCGCCAUCGGCGAGGCGUUCAACCCGCUGUCGACGGACCCGCUGCUGGUGUGGAACUACGGGUCCAUGGCCGUCAUCUCGUUCGUGGGCGGGGCCCUCUUUUGGUUCUGCUACCGCGAACUCGACGCCCAGGAAGACCAGCUCAACAUGCUUCCCACCGGGCACAUGGGCAGGAAGAGCGACGCCGAGGACGUGGAAGGCAGCAUCAGCGUGUCUCACGAGCCGGUCCAGGAAAAGAUUUAG
This is a messenger RNA of Diplodia corticola, 1791 nucleotides long. RefSeq names its product oligopeptide transporter. Gene Ontology annotation, molecular function: dipeptide transmembrane transporter activity. The transcript is spliced from 3 exons. Gene Ontology annotation, biological process: transmembrane transport; oligopeptide transport. Gene Ontology annotation, cellular component: membrane. The coding region runs from base 1 to 1791 and encodes 596 amino acids. The record is from RefSeq and is a predicted model, not a curated record. Lineage: Eukaryota; Fungi; Ascomycota; Dothideomycetes; Botryosphaeriales; Botryosphaeriaceae.